AUGGUGAAGGGACGCACUGGACAGCGCGUCAGGCUCUACGUCCGGGGCACCAUCCUCGGCUUCAAGAGGUCGAAGUCGAACCAGUACGAGAGCACGUCGCUGGUGCAGGUCGAGGGGGUGAACACCAAGGAGGACGUGGCGUGGUACGCCGGGAAGCGCCUGGCGUACGUGUACAAGGCCAAGACCAAGAGCAACGGCACCCACUACCGCUGCCUCUGGGGCAAGAUCACCCGCCCGCACGGCAACUCCGGCGUCGUCCGCGCCCAGUUCAAGUCCAACCUCCCCGCCGAGUCCAUGGUCAGUGCCCGCCCGCCCUUAGCUUUCGAUGAGCUGCUUGCCUGCUUGAUGGUGCCUUUUGCUGAGGCUGUUUGUUGCUUUUGUUUUGUGUGCAGGGGCGCAAGGUCAGGGUAUUCAUGUACCCGAGCAGCAUCUAAGGCCUUGUGA
Molecule: messenger RNA, 444 nt
Organism: Triticum turgidum subsp. durum (durum wheat)
Lineage: Eukaryota; Viridiplantae; Streptophyta; Magnoliopsida; Poales; Poaceae
Source: the annotation of a GenBank genome assembly